Messenger RNA from Cyprinus carpio (common carp), 935 nucleotides. RefSeq names its product ER membrane protein complex subunit 6-like. Gene Ontology annotation, biological process: autophagosome assembly; protein folding in endoplasmic reticulum. The record is from RefSeq and is a predicted model, not a curated record. Gene Ontology annotation, cellular component: EMC complex; membrane; endoplasmic reticulum. Lineage: Eukaryota; Metazoa; Chordata; Actinopteri; Cypriniformes; Cyprinidae.
AAAGUCCCAUGAUGCUUAGCGAGAAAAUGGCUGACUGAGAAUGACACACGGGGUGUUGUAUCCAGAACUUGCUAUAUUUUUUUUCUAAUUAAUACAUUCCUCGUAGAAAUAUAGACUUGAGAACAUAGCUUGUGUCGUUCGAGUGUUUGAUGUAAACGAUGUGUUCUUGAAUCACGGAGGCAGAAGCUGGAUUUGUGUUUUUCAUUGUCUCGAUCCUGACAGGUGUUUUUAACCUCACGACAUGGCCACAGUAGCAGCCAGACGCGAGGGGCCGCAGUUCAUCAGCGAGGUGGCGGUCAGAGGAAACAGCGCCGUGCUCGACUACUGCCGCACGUCCGUGUCCGCGCUCUCCGGCGCCACCGCGGGCAUCCUCGGCCUAACCGGACUCUACGGCUUCGUCUUUUAUUUCCUUGCUUCUUUCCUGCUGUCCUUGCUCCUGAUUCUCAAAGCCGGUCGCCGAUGGAACAAGUGCUUCAAAUCUCGACGUCUGCUGUUCACCGGGGGCCUGGUGGGCGGCCUCUUCACUUACGUGCUGUUCUGGACGUUCCUCUACGGAAUGGUGCAUGUGUACUAAAGGGACUCGGAGUCUACAGCAGUAUGAUAGAGAAUAUGCCGCAGGGCAGAGAGUGCUGAGUGAUGUACCACAGAUUUUCUCCGUGAGCUUGCUUGUGUUUAGCCAAUAAAAUAUUUUCUCAGUACUAACUGCACUGAAAUUUAGAUAUUUAAAAAUGGUGUGUUGUCAUAUUCUUUCCAGUUGUAAUUUAAUAUUUUCCUAAUGCUUAUUCCAGGGCUGGGUUUGGAUUUAGCAGAGCGGCCCAACAGGGAUGCUUUCUGUGUAUGAUGUGCAACACUUUGUUAACUCCAGCCAUAAAAUGUAUCAAUUACAUUGUUUUAUUUCGGAUAUUUUGAUGAAAAUAAACCAUUAACCUCAUGGA